AUGGAGAAACAAGGAGGGGCAGUAGCUCAGGGAGAGUAUGACAAAUAUAAACAGAGUCCAAAGAAGCCAAAGGAUUGCGGACAGUCCGAAUCUCACAUCCCCCCCGUGAAUGAGGAUGGAAUCCCAAUUUCCACAUCAGGAUUACUGCAGGUGGUGGAAAGAAGACAGCCGCUCAGCAGUGUCUCGUCACUCGAGGUGCACUUUGACCUCAUGGAUCUGACUGAACUCACUGACAUGUCCGAUCAAGAGCUCGCCGAGGUUUUUGCUGAUUCUGAUGACGAGAGUCAACCACAUGAUUCAUCCGCAGAACUGAACCAUCCAUUGAUGUAUCCAAUUAUUUCGCAUGGAACGCAUUUAAAAUCCCCCUCGUGGACAAGAGGCAAGAACGAGCAGACCCAUGACAGGAAGCACCCAAAUGACCCCGAUCCACCUUUGAAGAUGUCAGACCACUUUCAGACAGUUGAAACACACAAGAAGCCCUAGGGACAAGAAACCAGCGUGUUUCCGUAUGGAAUUUUGUGCAGUGCUGAAUAUUUCUAAUGCAUCAUUCAUGGUUGUUUAUCUGUGCCAUUCUUCAGUGGUCACCUACAUUCACAAAAAACACAUUUGCACAAUGUGUCCCUGCAAUAGUUCCAUCUCGUGUCAAAAAGCUGUGAAAAUCGAAGUAUCAAUGGCACUCCAUUCUCAUACCUUUGGUGCUGGCGUAUGGGACAGUGCUGUGGCCUUCAUAUGAUAAUAUCUGAAGAACUAAAACUUUGUAUUGCCUUGUAACUCAAUCAGGUGGCUCCAUUGAUCAUUUUUAACAGAAGUAAUCCUCAUUGUCGCACAGUACAUGGUUAUAGAUCAAGACAAACGCUGACACUUCCUGACAGAGUAUCCCUUCACAUUUGG
This is a messenger RNA of Leucoraja erinaceus (little skate), 891 nucleotides long. RefSeq names its product dysbindin domain containing 1 (gene dbndd1). The record is from RefSeq and is a predicted model, not a curated record. Gene Ontology annotation, biological process: negative regulation of protein kinase activity. Lineage: Eukaryota; Metazoa; Chordata; Chondrichthyes; Rajiformes; Rajidae. Gene Ontology annotation, cellular component: cytoplasm.